GAGCGAGAGAGCGAAAUCCAGAGACAAAAAAAGCAACAAAAUCAAACAACACUUCGAAAGACACACGAACACGAAUGAUAAAAGCAAUCCACCCCCCUCGAAGCCCCAACCCAUUCAAAAGAAGGCUACGAGAAGGUCAAAAUAAAAAAAUAAAAGCUCCAACCCCCGGCGAGCCCACACGCAUCCCGCUCUUCACGUGAGUCCAUAUUAGGCGGUUGGCGGUGGAAGUGCGCGCGCUCGCCCUCUCUCUCGCUCUCUCCCGCCUCGCCCCGGCCAUACACGUAUCAGGCGACCACAAAAAUGUCAGAGGAGCUGCAAGCUGAUUUUGAGGGUGGUGAUUCUGGUGCCUCCAAUGUGUACCCCGCACAGUGCUCCUCCCUUCGUAAGAAUGGACACGUCGUGAUCAAGGGCCGUGCCUGCAAGAUUGUAGAAAUGUCAACUUCAAAAACUGGCAAACACGGUCACGCUAAGGUACAUCUGAUCGGUAUUGAUCUUUUUACCGGUAAGAAAUAUGAAGAUAUCUGUCCUUCAACCCACAACAUGGACGUGCCAGUGGUCAAGCGUGCAGACUACCAGCUGAUUGACAUCUCUGAUGACGGCUACCUUAGUCUUAUGAAGGAUACGGGUGAACUGCGUGACGAUAUUAGAUUGCCUGAUGGAGACUUAGGCGCUGACAUUAAGAACAAGUUCGAAAAUAAUGAAGACCUUCUGUUGACAGUCCUGGCUGCUAUGGAAGAGGAAAUGGUAGUUGCUACCAAGCCAAAUAUGAAGUAAACUCCUUCCAGAAGUUGCUACCAUCUACACCACUACACCACCUUCACAACCAGCCAUUAGCUCAUUAAAGUAUAUAUUUUUUUCCUAUUAGACCCAUAUAACAGGGUUGAUGGUUGACACCUGUGAUCAUUCUACAAUGGUUUGGUAUGUCAUUCUACAACAAUUUUGUAUUUCUUGGGGAAGGAUAUGGUGUUCUAUCUUACCUACCUUUGCUUUGUCCAUGGCCACCUGUUGUAACUUUGUUUGGCAGUAACUAAUUGGCCUUGGAAGAAGUGGAGAGAAGGAGCCAUAAGCCUCCUCUUUACUCAUAAUUCAUGUCCAACUGGACAUCAUGUUUGUUUGAGUGUUACAGCCACAACCAUCCAAGUUUGUGGUCUUUUUUUUUUAAUUUGUUGUGGAGGGGCAGCAUAUGUGACACCAAUUCAAACAACCUUGCGGCCCAGUAUAUUGAUCUGUGACCAAAUAAGGAAUAAAUGGUGUAUUGUUUAUAUGGCGUUUGAUUGUUCAAUUGAUCCAAGCUUCAGUGCAGGAGAGCCUUUUCCUUUUUUACAUUAUCAUAGAAUAUGGGCCCAUUACUUGGGUUUAAAGAAAUGCUUUUAUCUAACUUGUUUUUGUACUUCAAUGUGCAUAAUUAAAUAUGCUAAAUAUUAGAAUAAAAAUUUACAACCAUUCCAGUGUUAAGAUGUUCUUUCAUUCACAUAUCCCCAGGAUUGAGCAGAUUAUUGCAGUAGAAGAAUUAAUCUGAAUAUUGGAUUAAUAAUGAACUGUAGCACUUUUCAGUUGUGACAUGGGGCUAAUGAAUUGUUGAAAACCUUAGACUCAAUUGUUUACUUAAGGGUUAGCUGGUGUACAAGAAGGCACAGUUUACAAGUUGCCAGUAAUUCUUUUGGGUCCUGCAUUUGAAUCCAAGGGUAUGUAUGCAAUUUUUCAUUCACUUGUUACAAUUUGAAUGAUAUACCAAGUUUGUACCUUGACUGUAAUGCUUUUUUGCUUAAUGGGGAAUACCACUGUAUCAUUCAAAUGACAAAUAAAAGGCUUUUAUUGUA
Penaeus monodon (black tiger shrimp) is the source of this 1820-nucleotide messenger RNA. Its product is annotated as eukaryotic translation initiation factor 5A-1-like. The transcript has 5 exons. The record is from RefSeq and is a predicted model, not a curated record. Gene Ontology annotation, biological process: positive regulation of translational termination; positive regulation of translational elongation. Lineage: Eukaryota; Metazoa; Arthropoda; Malacostraca; Decapoda; Penaeidae. Gene Ontology annotation, molecular function: ribosome binding; translation elongation factor activity; RNA binding. Bases 301 to 774 code for a protein of 157 amino acids.